Molecule: messenger RNA, 1620 nt
Organism: Amorphotheca resinae ATCC 22711
Lineage: Eukaryota; Fungi; Ascomycota; Leotiomycetes; Helotiales; Amorphothecaceae
Exons: 3
Coding region: 92-1525 (477 amino acids)
Biological process (GO): protein import into nucleus
Cellular component (GO): nucleus
Molecular function (GO): small GTPase binding; guanyl-nucleotide exchange factor activity
Source: RefSeq, a predicted model, not a curated record
CUCCAACGGCUCCAACGGUGUCUGAAUCUCCAACAUCAACUGCGGCAAUGUAUCCGUUAGGCAUAUUGUGCUCUGCCUUAUUUAUUUUCCGAUGACUUCAGAAAAUGUCCCUCCGUGGGACUUCACACCAAUCUAUGAUCUGCUCGACGCCUUCAGACCUCCUCUCUCCCCAGACAAUCAGUUUUCGCAGUCCUCCCCUGUGGCUCCUACCCCGAUCUUAGACCCUACCCUCUUCAACCCGAAAUCGAGCGAGCCUUCCAGUCUAGGCGACUUCACCCGACUGUACGAGUUCCUUGGCCGACCAAUUCAGGAUGUUCGUCCAAGACAAGAGUCGAACGGAUCCUCGUCAUCUUCGCGCCCCGACUACUCGACCCCUCCUUCUUCCAUCACUGACGAUGCGGUGCACGUUGACGAUCCUGUCGACACAGUCAAGGAAGUCCGGUGGGCCGACGAGGUGGAUGGGGCGGAGCUAACAGAGCAAUUCGAGUCGGAAGCAGAGCCUUCACACAGACGCCUACACCAUACUAGACGCCAUAGACGCAAUCGGAGCUCUUUAAGUUCUCUAGUAGAUGGAUCCCGACCCUCAUCGAUCGAAGAGGAGGCCUUCUUCGUUCGACCGAAGUCAGAACGCUCCCUAUGGGUUCCCCCAUCUGCUCCGAAGAUACAUGUCGAUCCUAUGAUAAUCCAACCUAUUGAGGCUCUUACGGCUGAAGAGAAAAAGGAAAGGCUUAUUCGGAAGUUAAAGAAGGGAUUUGGGUUAAAACUAGAGAGUCUAGGAAACAAAGACCAAGAUGGCAUACACGUAUUUGUGGAUUGUUCCAACAUCAUAAUUGGCUUCUAUAACACGCUCAAAAUCAGGAGGGGUUACAACAUUCGAGCAUAUACUAAGCAAGCGCCUAUAUCCUGGCCUUCAUUGGCUCUGAUUUUGGAAAGAGGUCGCCCAGUUGCCCGUCGAAUACUUGUUGGUUCAAAUGGUUCCCCGCUUCACGGGCAACCAGCAAAACUUCCGGACUAUAUGUUGGAGGCCGAAAAAUGCGGCUAUGAGCUUAACAUCCUGGACCGCGUCUUGAAGCGCAAAGAUCCGAUACCAUUGAAGCAAAAGCGAAGAGGGAGCGGGAAUGGGAAUGGCUAUGCCACUACUUCCGGACAUUCAAGUGGCUCGGAUGGAGCGUCCAUGAGCUCUAGAGUUGUGGCGGAACAAGGAGUAGACGAAAUCCUACAGAUGAAACUCCUUGAAAGCUUGGUGGAUACACAGAGACCGUCAACAAUCGUCCUGGCUAGCGGAGAUGCUGCCCAGGCCGAGUACUCGGGCGGCUUCUUCAAAAACGUUGAGCGAGCACUGGCAAAAGGCUGGAAAGUCGAACUCGCCGCAUGGAGCUCGUGUCUCAGCCAGGAAUAUCGAUCGAAGGAGUUCUUGCAAAAGUGGAAGGGGAAAUUUAAGAUAAUCUUGUUGGAUGAUUUCAGCGAGGAGUUAUUGGCGAUGUACACACAACCCAUUGCGUUUCAGCGGCCUGCUAUAUUAUAAGCACAGGAUGGGGGAAUAUAGAGGCGGGGUCUGGGCUGCUGGUACGAAAGUUCGGGAUGAUCUCACGCAUUAUGAAGAGCAUACGUUGGCGAAUG